CUGCCACCUUGUUGACAGCUGAUGAGGUGUGGCCUGUCCCCCAGCAAACAAUUCCUAAGGGAGUGCCUCUCCAUUCACAUGGGUCAGGCUGGCGUCCAGAUUGGGGACGCUUGCUGGGAACUCUAUUGCCUGGAACAUGGAAUCCAGCCCGAUGGCAUCAUUCUCCACAGUAAACAGGAUCAGCUGGAAAACGCCAAAAUGGGGCCUAUGAAUGCAUCUUUCGAUACUUUCUUUAGAGAGACAAGAGCUGGGAAGCAUGUGCCCAGGGCCCUCUUCAUGGACUUGGAACCAACUGUGAUAGAUGGGAUCCGGACCGGGAGGCGCCGUUCCCUCUUCCACUCUGAGCAGCUCCUCAGUGGGAAGGAGGACGUAGCCAACAACUACGCUCGUGGGCACUACUCUGUGGGGCCCGAGCUCAUCGACCUUGUGCUGGAGAGGACCCGGAAGCUGGCAGAGCCGUGCAGCGGACUCCAGGGAUUUUUGAUUUUUUUAAGCUUUGGAGGUGGCACAGGAUCAGGAUUCACAUCCCUCCUGAUGGAGCGGCUCUCGGCAGAGUACAGCAGGAAGACUAAACUGGAGUUCUCUGUCUACCUGGCCCCCAGCAUCUGCACGGCUGUGGUGGAGCCAUACAACGCCGUGCUCACCACCCACUCCACCCUGGAGCACUCGGACUGCACCUUCAUGGUGGACAACCAGGCCAUCUAUGGCAGGUGUGCCCGUGAGCUCGGCGCCGAGCACCCCUCCUACACCAGCAUCAAUAGAUUGAUGGUCCAGGCAGUGUCUUCCAUCACCGCUUCCCUCUGGUUUCAAGGGCCCUUGAAUGUGGACCUGAUUGAAUUCCAGACCAACCUGGUGCCCUACCCGAGAAUACAUUUUCCCAUGACAGCCUUCGCCCCCGUCGUCCCUGCUAACAAAGCCUUCCACGAGCAUUUCUCUGUUGAGGACAUCACUGCCGCCUGCUUUGAGCCCUCCAGCCAGCUGGUCGAGUGUGACCCUCCGUGUGGCAGAUACAUGGCCUGCUGCCUGCUCUACAGAGGGGACGUGGUCCCCAAAGAGGUGAAUGCAGCCAUUGCAGCUGUGAAGUCAAGGAACUCCGUCCGGUUUGUAGAUUGGUGUCCGACUGGUUUCAAGGUGGGCAUCAACAGUCAGCCACCCGUGGUGAUGCCGGGAGGGGAUCAGGCUGGUGUCCAGAGGGCUGUCUGCAUGCUGAGCAACAGCACGGCCUUCAUGGAGGCCUGGGCCAGCCUGGAGCACAAGUUUGACUUCAUGUAUGCCAAGAGGGCAUUUCUGCACUGGUACCUCAGGGAAGGCAUGGAGGAGGGUGAGUUCUUGGAGGCCAGGGAGGACCUGGCAGCCCUGGAGAGGGACUACGAGGAGGUGGGGCAGAGUGUCUCCUGCAAGGACGGCUGGUGGAAAUGAGUAGGUCAAAGGGCCUGCUUCCUUUCUGAGCCAGGGUGUGCCUGGUGGGCGGAGUGCCCCUGCCUGGAAGAACAAACACCAAACGAGGCAAGACCCCGGGUCCCCACUAAGUUAAACAGGUCGUCCUAAGAAGGGCGUGUAUCCCUGAUGCCAGCCAGAGUCGCUCUGCUUCCUGGAGCCUGCAGAGGCUCAGGAUUGUUUCUGGGCGAGAUUUUUGUUUUUGUUUUUUUGUCAGAAUGGAAACCUAGAUUUAUCCUUUGCUUUUUUUUUUCAUUAUGAGACUGUGAAACACUAAAGUCUGUGUUGAUUCCUCCCUGUACCUGACAUGGAGACAGUGCGUGUGGAUUUUGACUGUCACUGCCCCACAUCUGUGUU
Molecule: messenger RNA, 1794 nt
Organism: Nycticebus coucang (slow loris)
Lineage: Eukaryota; Metazoa; Chordata; Mammalia; Primates; Lorisidae
Gene: TUBAL3
Product: tubulin alpha like 3
Exons: 5
Coding region: 22-1419 (465 amino acids)
Biological process (GO): microtubule cytoskeleton organization; mitotic cell cycle
Cellular component (GO): microtubule; cytoplasm
Molecular function (GO): GTP binding; structural constituent of cytoskeleton
Source: RefSeq, a predicted model, not a curated record